This is a messenger RNA of Cyprinodon tularosa, 3802 nucleotides long. Its product is annotated as poly(rC)-binding protein 3-like. Gene Ontology annotation, molecular function: mRNA binding. Gene Ontology annotation, biological process: negative regulation of mRNA splicing, via spliceosome. NCBI's taxonomy places the organism in Eukaryota, Metazoa, Chordata, Actinopteri, Cyprinodontiformes, Cyprinodontidae. The record is from RefSeq and is a predicted model, not a curated record. The transcript is spliced from 15 exons. Gene Ontology annotation, cellular component: nucleus; cytoplasm. Bases 609 to 2102 code for a protein of 497 amino acids.
CAGCCUCUCUAUGUAGGAUGAGGGACACUGGGUGUUUCAGUUGGGUUAGAUUUUGUUCUUCUGUUUUCAUUAGUAUUAUUGUUUGCUAAAUUAAAAAAGACUCAGCCGCCUAAACAGAUAAGAAGAGUCAUCCAGUUGGAAACACUAACUGCCUUAUUUCCUGCAACAAUCAGCCCCACUGUUUCUAAUUGGCUGUGGUGGCGCCCCCUCCUUCUCCUCCUCCCCCUCUCCGGUUUAUUGUCACUGACAGUUGGAUUAUUCCCUCAGAGCAGCAGCAGCCUCCUUCCUCUCCACAGAACAUGCGGACUCUAAGUAAGGAUUUAUAAUUUCCCGCAGCAUCUCGGUUCCCUGCACGGACUUUAUUCCAGGGAUGCUGCUACGCCCUCACACCUGAGCAAUCAGCUUGAAUGAGAAACGGAGGAAGAAGGACGCUUCCCUGUCUACCACCAGUUUGACCAGUCCAGUCCAACCGUCAGAAUCCCAAACACCAAACCUGUUGUUUCCCCCGACUUUAUUCGGGGCUUUUUAAGCAUUCCUCAGCGGGUUCUUCCAAAACAUUCUCUGUGGUGUUCUGCACAGCUCCACUCGCCUCGGGGCCUUGGACCUUCAUGCGUCUCCUAGCAGCAGAGUCCACCCACACCUUCACCCACCACACCACCACCCAUACCAUGAGCUGUGAACAGGAGUUUGGAGACGGGGCCAUGGGGGUCACGCUCACGUUGCGCCUUCUCAUGCACGGAAAGGAAGUUGGGAGCAUUAUUGGAAAGAAAGGAGAAACCGUGAAGAGAAUACGAGAAGAGAGCGGUGCCAGGAUCAACAUUUCAGAGGGUUCCUGUCCAGAGAGGAUCAUCACCAUCACAGGUCCGACGGACUGCGUGUUCCGAGCUUUCACCAUGAUCACCUUCAAACUGGAGGAGGACUUGGCAGCUCUGGUAGCUAACGGCACAGUGACCAGCAAACCUCCGGUCACCCUACGGUUGGUCAUCCCAGCAAGCCAGUGUGGUUCCCUCAUCGGGAAAGGUGGAUCAAAGAUCAAGGAGAUCAGAGAGACUACAGGCGCCCAGGUUCAGGUAGCCGGUGACCUCCUCCCCAACUCCACAGAGAGGGAGGUGACGAUAUCAGGAGGCCAGGAUGCCAUCAUCCAGUGUGUUAAACUCAUCUGCACCGUUAUUCUGGAGUCUCCACCAAAGGGGGCAACCAUUCCGUACCGGCCCAGUCAGACUCCAGGUACUGUGCUGCUGGCUGGAAACCAGGUGUUUGAUGCUUCGGACUUUGGAUCUCACCCCCUGUUCUCGGUGGCACAGGGAGGAUUGGACCUGCAGCAGACAUAUGCAGUCCAAAGCCACUACGGUUUCCCACAUUCAGAGUUAUUGAAACUGCAGCAGCUGUCGAUGCAGCAACAGGGCCUGGCGUCCAUCAGCCAGUCAGCUACAGUCCUGCCUGGAGCAGUCGAAGCAAAUUCUCAAACCGCAUCUCAGGAGCUCCUCAUUCCAAACGAUCUGAUCGGAUCAAUCAUCGGACGCCAGGGCACCAAAAUAAAUGAGAUCCGGCAGGUGUCAGGAGCUCAGAUCAAGAUCGGCAGUCAGAUCGACAGCAGCAGCGACCGUCACGUGACCAUCACCGGGACGCCGAUUGCCAUCAACCUGGCUCAGUAUUUAAUCAGUUCAUGUUUAGAGACCGCCAAAUCCACCGCCCAGUCCUCCUCCAUGUCGUCUCCUGUUGACCUGACCAUGAGCUUCACCCAGCCCGCCCCCCCUGCCUCUGCCUCGUCCUCCUCCUCCUCCCCCCUGGCAGCGAUGGGUGCGGCACUGCCCCACGCUCCAAUCCUGGGCGCUCCCUACGCCCUUCCCCUCUCCAGCCUCCUGGGAGUGAAAUCCAUCCCCUACCUGGCACUGUCCACCCCUCCCGCCUCAGCAGCAGCGGCGGCGGCAGCAGCGGCCGCCAUCGGGGCACCGGUGUUACAGAGCUCGGUGCAGCAAGCGGCCACAGCGGCAGUUCCUGUCUCAGCUCACGCGGCGGCUGCACUAGCAUCCUACACGGCUAAGAUCUCUUCAGCCAAUGGGAUGAAGAAGCCAGAGAGACAGAAGUUUUCUCCAUACUGAUGAAGGAGGAGAUGCGUGUCAGAGGUAGCUCCUGGGCUGCUCUUCAAACUGAAAGGGCCUUUCCCCUCCACAACUCUGAACUCUGUCACAUCCUUUUUCCAUCUCUCUCUCCCAUCUCUUUUCUAUCCUUCCUGGUCAGUAGCAAAUAUCACUGUGGGAUUAUUGGAACAUGCAUGAUUUCACUAUAAUGCAGAUUAUAGGAACCAAGAAAGUGCAAAAAUGUGCAGCAGUUGUAGAAUUAUGUGAAAAAAGAAGCAAGAUUAAGAUUUGGGUGAUUUUUGGAGAUCGGAAACAACAGCCUGUUGUGAGGUCUGAUGCAUAUGGGGUUCCUGACUGUUUUUAUUUCUAAUUUUAGCUUUUAGCAUAAAAAAAAACAAAACAUCUUGAUCAAAAGUGUUAAAAAUAUCAACCUACACUGAUGAUACGAAGGAUCCUUUAAAACCUGACAAUCGUCAUGUAGCUGCAGUGGUUACAUCUCAGGGUCACUGAUUCUGGACCCCCCCCCCCCCCCCCCCCCCCCAUUGUAUAUGAUGUCACCCUGAUGGAAACCAAUAAUAAAGAAAACACAUUCCUUCAUAUUCAGACAAACCUGUGGAUGCUUGUUAUGCUUUGUUUUUGCACACAGUAUCCAGGCGAACAUUGGAACAGAACCUGAUCCAUGUUCUGCUCUUUACUGUUAACUAAAUCCAGUUUAAAGACUUUUGGUUCAGUUCAAUUCAACAAGGCUGCUUAAUGGUCUGACAGCUGUCUGCUCUGUUGAGGUUCUGAUUUCCUGCUGGGUCGAUGUUCUCUUUGUUUGAAUUUUUGAUUAUCCCACAGUCCAAAAAAAUAUGAGCAGGUUAAAUAAAGAUUGUAAUUGUCUUGCUGAGGUCUUGGUGUGUGCAUAAACUGGUUUCUGUUUUCCAUUUUUCAGACCAGUUUGAGGUUAAUUGUUUUAAAGUUUCUGUUGGGUAAAAGGCUCUGACAUCUGGAACAGAAAAUAGAUAUAUUUCAUCCAAAAACAGCAGACUGAUGCGGGCCUGACAACAGAGACCUAAUUAGACUCAAUCCACUCUUCUUCAGUAGCCAUAUUGAAACUGAAGAUUGGAGAAAAAUACAAACUCAUCUGGUGGAUUUUUAUAUCAGUAGGUAUUAAAAUGAUAAGUAAACUAGGACUUGAUCUUCUGCUCCUUCAGGGAAAUCAAAUAUGAUGUUAAAUUAUAAUUUUUUUUCUACUGACCAGAAGCAUCCAUUGGUUUGUCUGGGAUGUCAGAAUCUGCAUCUUUUUAUUUUCCAACAAUCCCACAACUUCAGUUUCUCCAGUGUUGCUCCUUUCUGUGUCCCUGUUUGUUUCAGCAGCUCAGAGAGCGUCCGGAGUUUGCAGCCUGUAAAAGCCAUAAAGACUUUUCAGCUUUUCUUCUUCUUCUUCUUCUCCGUGUACUGCUCUUUAUCCCACUGUAUACUCGUAUAUUUAUUAUUAACUGUUAUGAAAUAUUCUCUCGGAGUUUCUAUCACUGAUCACUAACACUGAGCUGACUUUGUAUACGUUGUAAAUGUCCUUCCUGCUUCGUGUCACGUUGGGUUUUUGUUGUAAAGAUUUUUUAAGUUCUUUUUCUUUAUCUGCCUGUUUCAGGUUUAUUUAAGUUAUUUUUUAACUUAUUAAGAGAAGUAUUACAGUUACGGGUUUAGAUGAAAUUCUGUUCCAAUAUGACUGUAAAUCU